AUGCACACACACGCGCACGCGCUGCCGUCUGCGCGGCCUCCAACGGUGGCCAAUCGAUUACGGGGCCCCACUCUGCCUUCCACCACGCCGUACGACAUGUACACGCAGGCAGCCAUUAAUGCACGUUUCCUUCCCUGUUUCUCUCGCCGCGGGCCCAGAGAUGGAUAUUCCUCCAAGAUUGAACCGAACGCCAGCCCAAGCAAUCGGCGUCAACUCGAACCGUUCGAGUGUCGCGCGGUGGAUGGCUGUUGGCGCGUGAUCGCGGCCGUGUGCGUGUGCGUGUGCGUGCCUCCGGCCGCGGACGCGCGCGCCUGUGUGCGUGCGAGUGACGCAACGGCCAACGCGCGC
This is a messenger RNA of Iphiclides podalirius (scarce swallowtail), 348 nucleotides long. Lineage: Eukaryota; Metazoa; Arthropoda; Insecta; Lepidoptera; Papilionidae. The record is from the annotation of a GenBank genome assembly.